This is a messenger RNA of Cucurbita pepo subsp. pepo (vegetable marrow), 1876 nucleotides long. RefSeq names its product EEIG1/EHBP1 protein amino-terminal domain protein. The record is from RefSeq and is a predicted model, not a curated record. Lineage: Eukaryota; Viridiplantae; Streptophyta; Magnoliopsida; Cucurbitales; Cucurbitaceae.
UCCUUCCUUCAUACCACAUUUCUCUCCCCUUUUUCUUCCUCACCUUAUCAAUGGCGAAAAUGAAGAAAUUCCAGGUCAAAUUCGGAGAUUUGAAGCUCCAUGGAUUCGGUAGUGAAAAGGAAGCAAUCGCCAUUGAAAUCAAAUGGAAAGGUCCCCCGACACAUUCCAUUUUAUCCGUUCCUUUCUACGGAAAAUCCCCUCUCCAAACCGACCGCACCGCCGCCCAACGACCUCUUAUCCAAACCCUCCAAUGGGAUCACGAAUUCCUCAGCAUUUGUGAAUUUGAGUUCGCCGAUGACUCUUCUUCCAUUGCCUCCUGGGACACCAAAUUCUACGUCUUGCUCGAAGAAUCCACAAAAUCCAAGACGAAAUUCUCUGUUUUAGGGAAGGCGUCGUUGAAUUUAGCGGAAAUGCUUUUGGAAAUGGAGACGAAAGUGGAGCGAAAUGUUCCGAUUACGUUGAAGGGUGCUCCACAUCAAGCUACGCUUUCUGUGCGUGUGAAUUUUGUGGAGGUCAGGGAUGAUUCGGACCCGAUUCAGCAGCAACAGGACAAGGAGGGCUUUUUGAAAGCGUUGAAAGAUCUAACCAGUUUCAGGAAGAAGAACAGAGACAAGGGUAAAGCGGUUUCAUCGGACGGUCAAAACAGAGGUUUGGCGGAUCCAAAGGAGGAAGAUGGAGGCGAUCAAAAGCAGCUGGGGAAAUUGUUGUCCAAGAAGAGGCGGCUGAGUUUCAGCUUUAGAUAUUCUAAGGGGAAAGUCGAGCCGUGGUCGGAGAAGACCAACACGCCGGUCAACGACGGAGUUUCCGUUGACCGACAGCAACACGACACCGAGCCCACCGCCCCCAUUUCAACCACUUCUCAAACGGAGAAAGGAGAAAGCACAGAGAUUUCAUUGGAAAUUGAUGAACAAAACAAAGAAGACAGCAGAGGGAGGUGGGAAACUAAAGAAAUAGUUAGUAGAGAUGGCAAGGCAAAGCUGAAGACGGAGGUGUUCUUUGGCUCGUUUGACCAGCGGAGUGAGAAGGCGGGUGGUGAGAGCGCCUGCACGGCGAUAGUCGCCGUGAUCACCCACUGGCUGCACUCGAAUUACGGUGCGAUGCCAACACGACCGGAGCUCGACAACCUCAUAAUGGAAGGUUCAUCAGAAUGGCAAAAGCUUUGCAAUAACCAUUGUUACUCAAACUCCUUUCCCAACAAGCAUUUCGACCUCGAGACCGUUAUGGAAGCCGAUGUCCGACCGAUCACUGUUUCAGCUGAAAAUUCAUUCGUGGGGUUCUUCAGUCCGGAGAAAUUCAACUGCUUGUCGGAAGCAAUGUCGUUCGAGCAAAUAUGGAAUGAGGUCAAUACUACUAAAACUUGUCCAAAUUACAAAACGAGAGUUUACAUCGUGAGUUGGAACGAUCAUUUCUUCGUGUUGAAGAUGGAAGAGGAUGCUUGUUACAUUGUUGAUUCGCUAGGGGAACGACUGUUCGAGGGGUGUAAUCAAGCCUACAUGUUGAAGUUCGAUAGCUCGAGUUUGAUGUACGAGAGCAAAGAGAAAGGAGAGGUUGGAGAAUUGGUUUGCAAGGGAAAAGAGUGCUGCAGAGCGUUUUUUGAAAGGUUUCUUGCGGCCAUAACCAUUGAAGAGCUGGAAGAAGAGCAGAAGAAGCAGAGUAGCUGUAAUUUUAUACCCCAUCAGAGGCUGCAGAUUGACUUCCAUUUUAGUAGCCCUCUUGUUUCAUCCUUGUCGACUUCCCCUUGCUCUAUUUUCUCUGAUCAAGACUUUGUAUCAUAAUUCACAACCCCAAAACUCCAAUCCUUUUAUGUAUACAGUGUAAAGCUUCUCCCAGAUUUCGCUCAUUAUGCAAAUAAAACUCCCAUUUGCUUUCUUUGGGU